This is a messenger RNA of Girardinichthys multiradiatus, 2584 nucleotides long. RefSeq names its product solute carrier family 7 member 7 (gene slc7a7). The record is from RefSeq and is a predicted model, not a curated record. Lineage: Eukaryota; Metazoa; Chordata; Actinopteri; Cyprinodontiformes; Goodeidae. Gene Ontology annotation, cellular component: membrane. Bases 479 to 1975 code for a protein of 498 amino acids. Gene Ontology annotation, biological process: amino acid transmembrane transport. Gene Ontology annotation, molecular function: L-amino acid transmembrane transporter activity; basic amino acid transmembrane transporter activity. The transcript is spliced from 11 exons.
GAUCAGCUGGCCAGAGGAGCGGCUUGUGAGCAGAGUCAAAACAAGAGGAAACAGCAGCACAAAGACAGAGAGGAGGAACACACAGGAGGGGGGCUUAUUAUUGACUGUAACGCUGAGGAGGAACAAAGAUAUCUCACGCUGGCUCCUAUUACUGAACAGAAACAGGAAUUAUAUUUCAUUUAUGACACAUGCUGCACAAACCUCCAGGACACCAGAGAGGAGCAGGACUGGUCCUAAAGGUAGAAGAGCCUCACGUCUCCGUGUCUUUUGCACAUGAACGGGCAUUCAACUCAUUGUCCUUCGCAGAGACUCCUUCAUGAAACCACGUGCUGCUGAUCUGCUCCUUAUUAAAGAUGACGGGAGAUAAACACAGUUAACUGAGGGGAAAAUUUUCAUCUUCAGACCCGUAUUGAGGCAAAAAAGGUUACUUUUGGGACUCUAACACCAACCUAAUAAACUGUUAAGUCGAAGUUCAACAAUGGCGUCCUACAGUCCAGCUCCCACAUCGGAAGGGACCAAUGGAGGCCCAACAUCUAUGAAAUCUGAAAGCUCCCAGGAGUCCAUGAAGCUGAAGAAGGAGAUCUCGCUCCUAAAUGGGGUCUGCCUCAUCGUGGGGAACAUGAUCGGCUCAGGGAUCUUUGUCUCGCCAAAGGGCGUCCUCAUCCACAGUGCCUCCUACGGUCUCUCUCUGGUGGUGUGGACCGUCGGAGGAAUCUUCUCUGUCUUCGGGGCUCUGUGCUACGCUGAGCUGGGGACCACCAUCACCAAAUCUGGGGCCUCCUACGCCUACAUCCUGGAGGCCUUCGGCGGGUUCCUGGCCUUCAUCCGUCUGUGGAUGUCCCUGCUGAUCAUCGAGCCGACCAGCCAGGCUGUGAUCGCCAUCACGUUCUCCAACUACAUGGUGCAGCCCAUUUUCCCCACCUGUAUAGCUCCCUACGUGGCCAACAGGCUCCUGGCAGCAGCUUGUAUAUGUUUGCUGACCUUUGUGAACUGCGCCUACGUGAAGUGGGGAACCAGGGUGCAGGACUUCUUCACCUACGCUAAAGUGAUCGCCCUCAUCGCUGUCAUCAUCACUGGUCUGAUGAAGAUCGGACAAGGUUACACCCAGAACUUUGAGGGCCUGUUUGACGGCUCCACUCAGGACCCAGGACAUAUUGCUCUGGCUCUAUACUCUGCUCUGUUCUCCUACUCCGGAUGGGACACGCUCAACUUCGUCACAGAGGAGAUCAAAAACCCAGAGAGGAAUCUGCCCCUGGCCAUCGCUAUCUCCAUGCCCAUAGUGACAGUGAUCUACAUCCUGACCAACGUGGCUUACUACACCGUCCUCCCCAUCAACGCUAUCUUAGACAGCGAUGCUGUCGCUGUGACUUUUGCAGAUAAGGUGUUUGGUGUGAUGAACUGGACCAUUCCCUUAGCAGUGGCUCUAUCCUGCUUCGGCGGUCUGAACGCCUCCAUCGUGGCGGCCUCCAGGUUGUUCUUCGUGGGCUCCAGAGAGGGUCACCUGCCUGACUUCCUGUGCAUGAUCCAUGUCCACCGCUACACUCCCAUUCCUGCCCUCCUCUUCAACGGCUUUAUGGCUCUUAUAUACCUGUGCGUGGAGGACGUCUUCAGGCUGAUCAACUAUUACAGCUUCAGCUACUGGUUCUUCGUUGGCUUGUCAAUUUUAGGGCAGCUUUAUCUUCGCUGGAAGCAGCCUGAUAGAGAGAGACCACUAAAGCUCAGUCUGGUUUACCCCAUCAUUUUCUGCCUCCUCACCAUCUUCCUGGUGGUGGUGCCCCUCUACAGCGACACUAUCAACUCCCUGAUCGGGAUUGGCAUCGCCCUGUCAGGAGUCCCUGUUUACUUCCUCUGCUGCUACACUCCAGCCAGCAAGAGACCGCUGUGGCUGCGCAGAUAUAUCGCUAAGUGUGGUAUCCUGAUUCAGAAAGUGUGCUACUCAGUUCUGACUGAGAUGGACGACAACAAAUCAGAGUAGAGACGGUUGCUUUUCGCAGUUGACAGAGACUGAAGACAAAGAGUCUGAACUCCAGCCCACCAGCUGCUGCUACUAAAAUGGCCCCCAGAGGACAAACAUCUGGGCCCCGAGCUGGACGCAGCUCUCCGACUCGUCAAUCAUCUCCAAGUGACUGGGAAUGAAUUCCUCAUGGUGGCAGGUGCAGUUUCAGGGAGAACAUUAACACAUAAAAUGCACUCCAGAAGAAGCCUUCAUGCACCCGGGCAUCUCAGUCAAGAAACAUUUAAUUAUAAGUAUUUUGUGUGAAAUUAUCGACACGUUUUACUUUAAGGCUACACAUCAUUGAUGAAUUUAAGUGGGCAUUUAAAAAAAAAACUGAAAGCACCGCGGACCGUACAACCAGCCUUAAUGUUAUUUGCACACAGAAGGAAGAGCAAUAAAAUAAAGUGUGUAACUUGACGUUCACAUGUUUAUGACGUUUAGAAAAUGUUUUAUAUUGUUAGCUGUGAGGUCUGCUGAAGUAAAGGGCUAUUUUUACACAAACACUGUAGAGUCUGACUUAAACGCUGACUGUUGAUCAUGUUCAGCUGCAAAGAUUUAUUUAUAAUAAAACAACUUCACAACUUUAAA